Molecule: messenger RNA, 2139 nt
Organism: Chiloscyllium plagiosum (whitespotted bambooshark)
Lineage: Eukaryota; Metazoa; Chordata; Chondrichthyes; Orectolobiformes; Hemiscylliidae
Gene: mfap2
Product: microfibril associated protein 2
Biological process (GO): embryonic eye morphogenesis
Cellular component (GO): microfibril
Source: RefSeq, a predicted model, not a curated record
ACACUGGGGUUUACGUUGUUGUGAAGUAAGACACUGGCUUUAAGACCCAGUGGAGCCCCGAGUCAGGGGCAGGAGUUGGUGUGCCAUCUGGGGUGUGUUUCAAUCAGACUCAGUGCGAGAGAAUUUGUGGAGUUGCACAAGCGGAUCCGUGUGCGUGGAAUUCUAACGACCCAAAAAGCAGAUCUUGGUUGCAGACAUGGCUGCAAGAGCCGCCUGCCUUGUACUUCUCUGCCUGCCUGUGAUGCUUCACGGUCAGUUUGAUGAUCUGCCGGAACCUCCCCUGUACCCUCUACAGCCACAGUAUGGACAAUAUGACAGCCUUACAGGUGGCGAAGAAUAUAGUCCAGAUUUUGAUUAUACUGUUGCAAAUUUUGAAACAGAACCGACAGAGCCUGGCCCCCUUGAUUGCAGGGAGGAGCAAUAUCCAUGCACCAGACUCUAUUCCGUACACAGACCUUGCAAACAAUGCCUCAAGAGCCUUUGCUUUUACAGCCUUCGCAGGAUCUAUGUGGUUAACAAGGAAGUCUGUGUCCGCACUGUCUGCGCCCAUGAGGAGCUACUGAGAGCUGACCUGUGCCGAGACAAAUAUUCCAAGUGUGGGGUCAUGGCCAACAGUGGACUGUGUGGUCAGAUGGCUUCAUCAUGUGACAAGAGCUGUGGCUCCUGCUGAAAAGGAUAAACAAACCGAGAACGGGCCACGCGUGGAGCCUUGGUCCAGGGGAUAAAGGAAUCUCCAUAUAUAUCAAUAAUAUUACAUUAAGUAAUUUAGAGGGAUCAUUUUCAUAUUUCUGUAACUCUGAUGGUGCUGGGGUAUUUUUCAUAUUAUCCUCAAGAUAACAUCCAUUCUUCAUGGUGCACAUUAUGUUAUAGUUAUUUCUGUUUGGGGAAGGGACCACAUUGAUGCAGGUUACACAUAAAGCCUCAAGAAUUCAGUCAUUCCAGUUUUUCACCCUGUGGCCAUGGCAAGUCAUGAACCAAACUCUUGUUGGUGCAUGGUGCUUGCCUGGGAGAAGAUUAGGGGACAGAGAGUCCCUCACACAGAAUUUACUCUCCAUCUCCUGUCUCUCUUCACAUUGAGAUUUUACAGGUUUCUUUCCUAUUAGCUAUUGCUGAUCAGCCUUUCAUACUUUGUGGCUGUCCAGAGUUACAGAAGUUUUUUUGACUUUUGUGAAAAACAAACUAGAAAGUGUGAGAUGUCUGCAGUUGGCAUGAAGCAAGUGACAAAACCCUCCGAAGGCAGCCUGAGUGACUCAUACAGCAGCAAUCAAACUCUGAGUGAGUCACUCCUGAACAUGCUUCACCUUCGGAGGGGCAACUUGAACUUCAUUCUGUUCCUGAACUCUCGGCUGAUCGCACACCACCCAUACUGUCAGGUCAAAGUCAGGAACCAGUGUGUGAACACAUCCCAAAUCGACUUGAACUCAGUCUGUACUGAUCUCAUGUAGAAGUUGGGUGGAAGAGUUGACAUAAAAACGAUGUGUGAGAUUGAUAAACGAGUUCUUUUUAGAUCCCGGUGUCAAAGAUUUUAAAUAGUGUAAUGUCUUAAAAUAAGAAAUGGCAAAACGUAGUAAGAAUGGGUUAUGCAGUUUCUGCUGUUUUUCAGGCAAUUCCUAGAACUUUCUGAUUAUCCCCCACCCCAGCUGCUAGUUAACCUCCUACAGCUCUUCCUUGCACUGAAUGGAGCAUGAAGUUUCCUUGCGUAGUCUGGCUACCAUUAGUGACUCAUUUCCCUGCCCUUGCACAUAACUUUUUUAAAACAUACAAUGGUAUCAUAAUUAGUGUAGACAAAUACUGUGUCAUUGUCAGUGGUGCAUACAUUGGGGUGGGGGCACUCACUGUUUGAGCUACUAUGGUCACCACAUCAAGAAUAAGACCAUUGGCACAGAGCUCUAAGCUUUUCCUAUAGAGUCACAACAAGUUCCAGAGAAUUGUGGCUGAGAAUGCGAUGCAAGGCUGUAACACAGACCCAACCUUUAAAAUCAAUCUCUUUAUGAAGACACAAUGAAGGCUGGAAAUGGAACAGACCAUUUGGUCUAUCGAGCCCCCUUCAGUCCAUCAGGGGCCAUUUCUUCCAGAGAACCUGAAGAAUCUGUGCUAUCAAUGACCCAACCCUGUCAACUUAACAUUUCACACUCCAUG